AUGAAGGAGCUGCUGGCCCUCGGGAGGCCGGGCGGGCGGCAGGACGAGCAGCCCUUCUGUCUACCUGAGAGCUUGGAAAGCGCCGAGAAAUCCCGACACCCGAUGAGCUCUUCCAAACCUGACAGUAGGCAAGGGAAGGGUGGGCUCGACCAGUCCGGCCUCGGAGAGUUCUCCAGGCUGGACGGUGUUCAGCCGGCAGAGGAGCUGAGCGCGUUGAGCUGGGACUUCAACCAGACGGAGAAGCCCAGUAGCACCUACCAGCAGCCAGACAGCAGCUUCGGGGGCUACCCUGAUCACGAGGAGUACGAGAUGGACGAGCGGUGGGACGCCGAGUGCAAGCCCCGUGUGCCCAGCCCCUCAAAGGGCCAGAUCCCCGGGCUGAAGGAAACGGGCUCGGUGCAGGCCCAUGAGAUCAGCAGCAACUCCACCAAGGAGCCGGUGCCUGGCGGGGAGAAGAAGGAGGAGGUGAAAGCCUUGGAAAAAAACGAUGGGAAAGAACGAGGUCCGCCAAAAAAAAGACGCCCCGAGUUGGAGAGCGACUCCGAGAGCGACGGGGAGGGGAGGGAGAAGAAGAAGCUGAAGGGGGAGGGGGAACAAGGGGAGCCGGCCCCCCAGGACUCCUCCAUGGUCGGUCGCUUGUGCAUCAUGGAUGACUUCAGGGACCCCCAGCGCUGGAAGGAGUUUGCCAAGCAAGGGAAGAUGCCCUGUUACUUUGACCUCAUUGAGGAGAACGUGUACCUGACAGAGAGGAAGAAGAACAAAUCCCACCGGGACAUCAAGCGGAUGCUGUGCGAGUGUCCCCCUCUCUCCAAAGAGGAGCGAGCUCAGGGGGAGGUGGCCUGUGGAGAAGAUUGUCUCAAUCGUCUGCUCAUGAUAGAGUGUUCAUCCAGGUGCCCAAAUGGUGACUACUGCUCCAACAGGCGCUUCCAGAAGAAGCAGCAUGCAGAUGUUGAAGUGAUCCUCACUGAGAAGAAAGGCUGGGGGCUGAGAGCUGCCAAAGACCUGCCAUCGAACACUUUUGUCCUGGAGUACUGUGGAGAAGUGCUGGAUCACAAGGAGUUCAAGGCUCGUGUGAAGGAAUAUGCCCGGAACAAGAACAUUCACUAUUAUUUCAUGGCCCUGAAGAAUGAUGAGAUAAUUGAUGCCACCCAGAAAGGCAACUGCUCGAGGUUCAUGAACCACAGCUGUGAACCCAACUGUGAGACUCAGAAGUGGACGGUGAACGGGCAGCUCAGAGUUGGGUUUUUCACCACCAAGCUGGUGCCGUCGGGCUCAGAGCUGACCUUUGACUACCAGUUCCAGAGAUACGGCAAAGAGGCUCAGAAAUGUUUCUGUGGCUCAGCCAACUGCCGGGGGUACCUGGGCGGGGAGAACAGGGUGAGCAUCCGUGCUGCAGGCGGCAAGAUGAAGAAGGAGCGCUCGCGGAAGAAGGAUUCGGUGGAUGGGGAGCUGGAAGCUCUGCUGGAGAAUGGUGAGGGCCUCUCUGACAAGAACCAAGUGCUCAGCUUGUCCCGGCUCAUGGUGCGGAUCGAGACGCUGGAGCAGAAGCUCACCUGCCUCAAACUCAUCCAGAACACACACUCACAGUCCUGCCUCAAGUCCUUCCUGGAGUGCCACGGGCUGUCUCUGCUCUGGAUCUGGAUGACGGAGCUGGGCGAUGGCAGAGGGAGCACUGCUAACAACCUCAAGUUGCAGCUGGAGAUCAUGAAGACUCUGGAGCUCCUGCCCAUACCCACCAAGAACAUGCUGGAGGAGAGCAAGGUGCUGCCCAUUAUUCAACGCUGGGCCCAGACCAAGACUGCUGUCCCACAGCUCAGUGAAGGUGAUGGCUACUCCAGUGAGAACACCUCCAGGGCCCACACCCCCCUCAACACACCAGAUCUCUCCACCAAGCAGAGCACGGAGGGGGACACGGACACCCCCAAGAAGCUGGUCUUCAGGAGGCUGAAAAUCAUAAGUGAGAACAGCAUGGACAGUGCCAUCUCAGAUACAACCAAGGGCAAGGAGGACCUGGAUCAGCUGGAGGCUGCCCCAAUGGAGGUGCCAGAGGAACAGCAGCAGCAGCAGCAGCAGGAGGUCAAAGCUGCCGUUGACCCGCCGGUGGAGAGCAGCAAACCCCAAGGUGGGGAGCUGGAGGCUGAGCCUGAAGCAGAGGUCAAGGAGAGCAACGGGGCGAAGCUGGAGGAGCCCAUGGCAAUGGAGACACCAUCUCAAGAUGAAGAGGAAGGUGUCUCUGACGUUGAGAGUGAGAGGAGCCAAGAACAGACUGACAAAAUGGUGGAUGUCAGUGAUUUGGCCACCAGGCUGCUGGACAGCUGGAAGGAGCUCAAG
Messenger RNA from Merops nubicus (carmine bee-eater), 2331 nucleotides. RefSeq names its product histone-lysine N-methyltransferase SETD2-like. Gene Ontology annotation, molecular function: histone H3K36 methyltransferase activity; protein binding. The record is from RefSeq and is a predicted model, not a curated record. NCBI's taxonomy places the organism in Eukaryota, Metazoa, Chordata, Aves, Coraciiformes, Meropidae. Gene Ontology annotation, cellular component: nucleus.